UGUGAAGUCGCUACACGUUCGAUGAUAUUCAGUUGAAAGAAUUUUUAUUCAUAAUUAACUCAUAUCUUGAUAAAACGUCACUUUCUGCAUUUUUUACUAGACCGGCAGUAAUGCUGUUCCUAUAAUCCGAGAAUGAUUUAAAACUAAAGGCCCUAAUUAAGUCACACAGAGGACACUGACGUAAUUCGGUUACGUUGUCGUUUAAAACACACACCGUGUUGCGUAGCUACCUGAUUUUUGGCUUAAAAAUAAAGGAUGGAGGUCAGCAACAUAAUUCAAACAGGAAAUUCAUUGAAAUUAAACAUAUCAGUAUCAAACAACAGCGGAUAUUUACCCACAGUAAGGACUACUAAAGAAUUUAAAAUUAAUGCAGCAGCUGUAUUUCAGGUCAAAUUAAUUGUAACAAAAGGGGAAAAACAUAAUACAUACUAUAAUUGGAUUUAUGUAAGAUUUGUAAAACUUCACAAAGAGGACGACUUGACUUACACCAUAAAAGUUAAUAGCAAAGAGUUAAAUAUUACUGAUAAAAAUUUCAUAAGUGAUGAUGGAACAUGGCACUUGGUACAGGAUAAUAUAAAACAACAAAAUUACUCUUUUAUUGUUACUGCGCAUAUUGAUAUAACUCCAAGUGCUUGCCCCUUAGCACUUCUUCAUGAUGACACAGAGUUGACUGAUUUUGAGCUUAAAGGGGAGGAUGGUUCAAUAAGCAUUCAUCGUGCAGUACUUGCUGCUGCAAGCCCAGUCUUAAAAGCAAUGCUAAGUGGUAAAUGGCAAGAGAGCACUGAUGCUAAAAUAGAGAAAUUGGACACUUCUAAAGCUGCAUUGCAAAACUUCAAAGACUAUUUAUAUUUAGGCACUUUACCAUAUGCAGACCUGGAACUGGAGCAGUUACUGGUUUUGGCAUCAUACUACAUGAUAAAAGAUUUAGAGCAAAAGUGUAUUUUUAAAUUAGUUGGCAUGAUAACUGCAGAAAACACCUGUGAUUUGUUAGAGAUAGCUGGCCAACUCAAAGUGAGGCGACUUCAGUUGGCUAUACUAGAAUGUGUUGAAGAAGGUGUCAUAAAGGUUGAUGAUAUACGUAUUCACUCACUUGAUUGCGAAUCAGGUGAAGAGUCUCUGUGACACAACCAGAAUGCUCUUUAUUUUUGUGUAAGAAUACUUGGAACAAUUGAUAUUUUAUUAAAUUCUUAACAAAGAAAAUAAUUCCAAUUUAGUAUUUUAUUGACUUUUUGAUACAAUUACGUUUAUUUUAUUAAUUUUAAUUUUGAUACUACACUGUUGCAUAAGGAUUAUUCUUGUAAAAAAUGGGGUUUUUCAAGAAAAUUUUAGUGGAAAAUGUUCCGCUGGGUCCUGUCCUCCUUUUGUACUCUAAAAAAAAUUUAUAUAUAAUUUAAAAAAUAAUAAUAUAUUAUUGAAGUUCUUUAUUAUUAUUAAUAUGUAUGAUACUGUAAUAUAUUACAUAAAAAAAAUAUGAGUGCGUGUACUUAAGUACGCGCGUGAGAAGUUAUACUUAUUUUUGGAAUUAUUAAAAAAUAGUUUUUAAUUGCAUGCAGAUAAUUAAUUACAAUAAGAUAAUAAAAGGAUUGGAAAAGGAUAGUCAACGCAGUCAAUAAAGUUCAGUUUUAAUUUGAAAAAUUUAAUAAAUAAUCAAAAUAUUCAAUUUAAAUCACUACUGAAUAAAAAUUAGCACAUAUAAAUUUCGCAUUUGUAUAACACUAGCUGUUACCCGCGACUACGCUCGCGUGGUUUUCCUAUUUGAGGCUAUCAUCCUCUUUUGACAUAGUGAGUAAAAAAGUAGCUUAUUUCUAUUAAAAUUACGGCGCCUUUCUGCUUGAAGCCGUACAUUUAAAUCUCUGCGCGCCUGUGCUUGUUCAGGUGUUUCGAAUGACCUCAAAAAAGCUUGUCGUUGAGCUUGCUCAUCAAGUCUUUGCUGAGUUUCAGCAGGUGUUUCUGCAGCUCUUAAAGCAGUUUGACGCCCCGCUUGUAGUCUUUGUUGAGACUGAACAUCCGAUUCAGCGGCUCUCAAAUGAGCCUGCCGCUCUGUCUGCUCCUGAAGUCUUCUCUGUGUCUGCGACAGUGAUUCUAAGGCCCUCAAAUUCGCUUGACGUUCAGACUGUUCAAGACGCCUUUCCUGUGUCUGCGAUUGAGAUUCCGAGGCCCUCAAAGCAGUUUGGCGAUCUGCCUGUUCUUGCCUUCUCAGUUCAAUUUCUUCAAGAGAUUCUUGCGACCUAGUUAAUCUCUUUGCUCGUGCUUGAGAGGAUACUCUAUAAAGGCUAGAUUUGCGUUUGUGCGUCAUUAUUACGGUGGAGGUAAUUAUCUGAAAUAUUUAUUUUUUAUUAAAAAAAAUACCUAUUUUAAUUACAACAGUAUAAAAAUGUUUUGUAAGCACAUACUCAACUUGUUUAUAGUAGGUAGGUAUUUAAAAUCACCUAUUUUCACAAAAACCCAAGAUCAAUGUGUUAAGUUAAUCGUCAAAAUGAUUGCUUUUUAAUAUUCCUUUUUGUUUUUUUUUUAAUUUUAUUAUUUUUAUUUAAUUAUUAUUAUUUUAAUAACAGAUACUUAAUAUAUUUUAUGUAGGUAUGUAGAUAGGUAAUUCGUAUUUUAUUAAAAUCAAGGUAUUUACCUAUCUAGGUACCUGCCGAAAUAGUAUGCGCACUUAGUAGAUAAUGUAGGUAGGUACCAAUCAAGGUAGGUAGGUUACCUAUCUACAAAGGUAUCUAGCAAAUAGGCAGCCCUUCUUUCAGAGCAACAAAACCAAUCAAAAACUAC
Molecule: messenger RNA, 2769 nt
Organism: Chilo suppressalis (striped riceborer)
Lineage: Eukaryota; Metazoa; Arthropoda; Insecta; Lepidoptera; Crambidae
Source: the annotation of a GenBank genome assembly